AUGGAAAUGACAGGCGCGGAGAUCAUUUGCGAAAGCCUGCUGCGCGAGGGCGUGGACACGAUAUUCGGGCUGCCCGGCGGCGCGGUACUGCCGUUCUACGGCGCGCUGUCCGGUUAUCCCAAGCUGCGCCACAUCCUGGUACGGCACGAGCAGGCCGCCGCGAUGGCCGCGGACGGCUACGCCCGGGCCACGGGCAAGGUGGGGGUAUGCUCCGCCACCUCGGGGCCGGGGGCAACGAACCUGGUGACCGGACUGAUGGCGGCGCAGAUGGACUCGGUGCCCAUCGUGUGCAUCACCGGGCAGGUGCCGCGGGCGGCGAUCGGCCGCGACGCCUUCCAGGAGACCGACAUCACGGGCAUCACGCUGCCGGUAACCAAACACAACUACCUGGUGAUGGACGUGCGGGACAUCGCGCCGGCCAUUAAGGAAGCCUUUUACAUCGCGCGCACCGGGCGGCCCGGCCCGGUACUGAUCGACGUGCCGAAGGACGUACUGGCCGGCGAGAAGAUUGAGUUCGAGUGGCCGGCCGAGGUGGACCUGCCCGGCUACAACCCGCCGGGUGAGCCGGAUGCGCGCCAGGUGCGGGUCGCCGCCCACCUGAUCAACCAGGCGGAGCGGCCGGUGAUCCUGGCCGGGCACGGCGUCCUGAUCUCUCGGGCGUGGGACGAGCUGCGGGAACUGGCGGAGAAAGCGCAGAUCCCGGUGAUCACCACGCUGCUGGGCAUCGGCGCGAUGUCCACCGAGCAUGUGCUGAACAUGGGAAUGCCGGGGAUGCACGGGAUGGCCUACGCGAGCCUGGCCAUCGACCGAUCGGACCUGGUGAUAGCGCUGGGGGCGCGGUUCGACGACCGGGUUACCGGGCGGCUCAGCGACUUCGCGCCCGGCGCCAAGAUCAUUCACGUUGACGUGGACGCCACGGAGUUCAACAAGAACAUCGUGGCCGACGCGCCGGUGCUGGGCGACCUGAAGGACAGCCUGCGCGCGCUGAUACCGAUGGUGCAACCCAACGUGCACCUGGACUGGAUCAAGGAAACUGACACAUUGCGGGCGGAGCAUCCCUCGCUGUUCAUCCGCAAGUCGGACGUGCUGCUGCCGCAGCAGGUGAUGAAGCAGAUUUCGGACGAGACCAACGGAGAAGCCAUCAUCGUGACCGGCGUCGGGCAGCACCAGAUGUGGGCGGCGCAGCACUACGGCUACAAGGAGCCGAACUCGCUGAUCACGUCGGGCGGCAGCGGAGCCAUGGGGUUCGAAGUGCCGGCGGCGCUGGGAGCCAAGGUGGGCCGGCCGGAGAAGACGGUGUGGUCCAUCGCCGGCGACGGCGGGUUCCAGAUGACGCUGUGCGACCUGGCCACGGCCGUUGAGAACAAGAUCGACGUGAAGUACGCCAUCCUGAACAACGGGUCGCUGGGCAUGGUGCGGCAGUGGCAGGACUUCUUCUACGACAAGGACUUCUUCGCCACCAUCUACAGCGGCAACCCCGACUUCGUGAAGCUGGCGGAAGCCUACGGCAUCCGGGGUAUCCGGGUGACCAAGCAGGAAGACGUGGCCGGCGCGAUCCAGGAAGCAAUGGAGACGCCGGGGCCGGUGGUGGUGGACUUCGUGGUUAAAGAGGACGAGUUCGUGUACCCGAUGAUUCCCGCCGGGGAGUCGGUGCACGAGAUGCUGGAAGAGCCCGAGGCCGAGAGCAUCAUCAGCUAG
Messenger RNA from Geodia barretti, 1698 nucleotides. Lineage: Eukaryota; Metazoa; Porifera; Demospongiae; Tetractinellida; Geodiidae. The record is from the annotation of a GenBank genome assembly.